This is a messenger RNA of Dovyalis caffra, 1614 nucleotides long. The record is from the annotation of a GenBank genome assembly. NCBI's taxonomy places the organism in Eukaryota, Viridiplantae, Streptophyta, Magnoliopsida, Malpighiales, Salicaceae.
AUGUCAUGUUCUUCGAGUUUGAAAUUCGAUGAGUUUCGAUGGGUUACAAACAUCCGUCAAACACUCGCAAAGGAGCGUGAAGAUGAUGCUGAUGAAAUUCCUGUGUGCAUAUUUACUGUUCCCAAACCCCUAAUGUCUUGCCAUCCUGACUUUUAUAUUCCACAGCAACUUCCACUUGGUCCUUACCAUUAUUUGAGUCCGGAUCUCAGUGAGAUGGAGAGGUACAAGCUUUCUGCAGCGAGAAAGCUGCAAAAUCAACUUCAAAGCUCCAGCUUUCUGAAUCUUGUCGAGAAAUUGAUAGAGCUUGAACCCCAGAUUCGAGCAUGCUACCACAGGUACUUAAGUUUCAGUGCUGAGACCCUGGCAUGGAUGAUGGCUUUGGAUGCUUCGUUCUUGCUCGAGUUUCUUCAAAUAUAUUCCGUCAACGAAACUCAAUUGGUAUCGAGGGUUUCUUCCAGAAUGAUUCAUUUGCUUGAUUAUACGAAGAGGAAAUCGGCACAUCAUGUGAUUCUCAGGGAUAUAGUGAUGCUCGAGAAUCAAAUUCCACUAUUUAUAUUGAGAAAGGUGCUUAAGUUUCAACUCUUAUCAGCAGAAUCAGCUGAUGAUAUGCUGAUUUCCAUGUUAAUGGGGCUAUGUAAGGAGCUCUCUCCUUUCAAGAUGGUGGAGUUGGAAAAGAGUAAAGUCUUGGAGCAUUCCCACUUGCUAGACUCUUUGUAUGACAUUAUGGUGCCCAAAUUGGAAGAACUGACGAUUGAGAUAACAAUCGAAGAUGUUGAAGAUCGUAUGGAAACUGAGCAAGAAAAUGAAGGCAUUGAUUUGAAUUCUGCGAGAGAUCUCUUGGGUGAGAUUUGGAGGACGCUUUCAGAACUAAACAUAGGUCCAGCACGUUCACUCAACAAGGUUUCACGAUCUGUCACAAGCAAAUUGAAAUUUUCUUGGAAAAUCCUAUCUAAACUCGUGCAGCGAUCAGCCUCGAAAAAUGGUAAUAUCAUUGACUCAGAAAAUGAGAGAACAGGAAAUAACCAGCACCUGCCACCAUUGGUCGAAGAGAUCGCAAUUCCUUCAGUCACUCAACUAACGAAUUCUGGUGUCCGUUUUUUACCCACCAAGGGUAACAUCUCCACCAUCAAUUUCGACACGGAGAAAGCUGAAUUUUACCUCCCCAUAAUUAGUUUAGAUGCGAACAGUGAGUUUAUCUUUAGAAAUUUAGUGGCAUAUGAAAUAUCACAUGCAUCAGGACCCAUGAUUUUUACUAGAUACAUAGAAUUUAUGAAUGGGAUUAUCGACACCGAGGAGGAUGUAAGAUUGCUUAGAGAAAGAGGCAUUAUAUUCAACCAUUUGAAGAGUGAUCAAGACGUGGCAAACCUAUGGAAUGGGAUGAGCAAGUGUAAGUCCAUUAGACUGACAAAAGCUCCGUGCUUAGACAAGGUGAUUGAAGAUGUUAACAAGUACUACAACAGCCAACGGAUGGUUAAGAUACGAAAAUUCACGAAGCGGUCUGUGUUUUGUUCAUGGCGGUAUCUCUCAGUGUUCGCUUCGAUUCUGCUAUUGUUGUUGAUGGCUGUGGAAUCAUUUUGCUCAGUUUAUAAAUGCAAUAAUAUAUUUAGAUUUUAG